This is a messenger RNA of Phyllopteryx taeniolatus (common seadragon), 4031 nucleotides long. It is a transcript of the gene plekhg5b, whose product is annotated as pleckstrin homology domain containing, family G (with RhoGef domain) member 5b. The record is from RefSeq and is a predicted model, not a curated record. Gene Ontology annotation, molecular function: guanyl-nucleotide exchange factor activity. Gene Ontology annotation, biological process: endothelial cell migration; Rho protein signal transduction. Lineage: Eukaryota; Metazoa; Chordata; Actinopteri; Syngnathiformes; Syngnathidae. Gene Ontology annotation, cellular component: endocytic vesicle; plasma membrane; axon. Bases 600 to 3905 code for a protein of 1101 amino acids. The transcript has 21 exons.
CUAGAGGCACUCGCCUGGCAGUGCAGAGCAAAUCGCUACAUUGGAUGAAUGGAAGGCGGUCGGCGAGUGUUUGGAGUGGAAGACACGAAGCUAAAAAAGGAGUAGAACUUGUUUGAAAGUUCUCUGAUGAGAGGCGCUUCCUUUAAAGCACAACCGUGGACAUUUAUUUCUAGAUUCAUCCCUCCCCGUGGGCAUCAAACUUGCAAGCCGAGCCCAACGAACGGCGAUUUCAGCGAGGAGCAUUUAAUUUUUAAAUGUUAAACCACGGCAACAGGUUACGAUGUGCGUGUUUUAGUUGACGUGAGGACAUAGGCUAUCUUAAAAACACGCACCUUGGUCACACUUCGCCUUCCACGCGCUCGGCGUGAUGUGGAGGUCGAGCCGAGCCGAGCCGAGCUUCACGUCUAGUGUGCAGGACAAUGUGGGAGAGCUUUUGACCGGACAGCUAGCCAAACUGAAACUUCACGGGGUGAUUAGCAAUUAGCAUCGGAGCACACCGGCACGCGAACCUGCUCGGAACCGGUGAGGGUUCCCCCUUUUCUGCCUAACCACCACAGCACCACCACCCAAAAAAAAAAAAAGCACGACCGCAUUCCUUCAUGGUUCCGAACAAGUGGACCAUGAAUUCAGUCCUGCACAAGUCGCCUCCUCGAAGCUGGCUUGGACUCAAGUUGAGGCUCAAUGACAAGCCUGUCCAGGAGGAUGACUGGGUGGUGUGCCAGCACCCUGAGUGCCCUGACCGACGCAGAGCUUCAAAGGUUUGUCACCACCCCGACUGCCAAGACCUGAAUAGCAAAAGCCCCCUUCACCUGUGUGAGUCAUGUGACUCGCGCUGCCACUCGGAGAAGAACGACAACAUGCACUUUGACCGGCACCCCAGAUUUGACUUACAACCUCAAGCCUCCAUCCUGGCUCGGAACGUGUCCACACGAUCCUGCCCCUCACGCACCAGCGCCCCCUCUGACCUGGAGGAAGAGGAUGAGGGGACCAGUGACCGCUGGGAGAAGAAAGCUGGGGGUAUGAAACUGGUGAAGAAGAAACCACGGAGGAGACACACCGAUGACCCCAGCAAAGAAUGCUUCAGUCUCAAGUUUGACCUCAACGUGGACAUCAACACAGAAAUAGUACCUGCUAUGAAAAAGAAAACCUUGAGAGAGGUUCUUGGUCCAGUGUUUGAGAGGAACGGCAUCGAGCUAUCAAGUGUCGACUUGUUCCUGGAUCAGUCCAACACGCCGCUGUCCCUCAACUUUGAGGCCUAUCGAUUUGGUGGACACUACCUCAAAGUCAAAGCACGGCCUGGCAACGAGUUAAAAGUGGAGCAGGGGGUGAAAGACAUGAGGUCGCUCAGCCUACCCAACAUGAAGCCUGCCGGGAGUCAGACCCCCUACAUCCUCACACCGGCCACUGAGAGGGUGGAGCACGGAUCUCUAGGACGUCGUGAGGGUGCCGAUCCGCUGGGUCAGUCCCGGCGGAGGAAGAACAUGACUGAGUUUCUGGGAGAGACAAACAUUCCCACACCGGAUACGCUUGGGCAAAUGGGUGGCUCGCUCCCUGGCAUCGGCUCCGGUCCUGACAGCUGGAAGAACCGAGCCGCCAGCCGCUUCAGUGGUUUCUUCAGUUCCAACGCCGCCGCGGCAUCCUUCGGCAAGGAAGUGGACCGACUGGAACAGCUCCACAGCAAGCUACACUCGUACACGUUGUUCGGGCUGCCCAAAGUGCCACCGCAGCUCUCCUUCCACCAGGACUCUUGGGAGGAGGAGGACGAGCAGGAGCCCGACCUGGUCCUGGAGGACAGCUGGCAGAUGUUGCUGGACAACGCUGAGACUUUGACAAGGAGACAGUUCCACCAGCAAGAGGCUAUAUGGGAGCUGCUGCAUACCGAGGCCACCUACAUUAAAAAACUCAGAGUCAUCACUGAUCUCUUCUUGUGCGGCCUGCUCAACCUUCAGGAGAGUGGCCUGCUCACUGAGGUGGAACCCCCACGGCUCUUCAGCAACAUCCAGGAAAUUGUUCGUCUGCACACGGCCCUCUGGAACCAGGUCAUGCUCCCUCUUUUAGACAAGGCCAGGCAGGCCCGGGCGCUGCUUGACCCCACCGACCUUCAGCAUGCAUUCAGGACGUUUGCCUCCAGGUUCAAGCCGUACAUCCAUUACUGCAUGGAGGAAGAAAUCUGCAUGGAGAACAUGCGAGCGCUUCUCAGGGACAAUGAGCUCUUCAGGACCUACGUCACCUGGGCUGAGACGCACAAGCAGUGCAACCGUCUGAAGUUGGCAGACAUGUUGGCAAAGCCUCACCAGCGGCUGACCAAAUAUCCCCUCCUGCUGAAGAGUGUGCUCAAGAAGACGGACGAGCUGCCGGCCCGAGAUGUCAUUGGCAGCAUGGUGGCCUCAGUGGAGGGCUUCAUCGACAGCAUCAACUCACACAUGCGACAGCGUCAGGAGCAACAGAGGCUGGCAACCAUUUCUGCCCGCAUUGAGUCCUACGAAGCAGUAGAGGGCAGUAGCGAGGAGGUAGAAAAGAUCCUCAAGGAGUUCAACCACUUCGACCUCAUGGCUCCGAUGAGCGGAACGUCUGCUGAGGAGACUCGACAGCUCCACCUGGAGGGCGCUCUGAGGAUGAAGGAGGGCAAAGAUAGCCGGAUGGACGUCUACUGCUUCCUUUUCACUGAUCUGUUGCUCAUCACCAAGCCCGUGAAGAGAGUGGAGAAGGUCAAAAUCAUCAGGCAGCCUCUCCUCAUCCACAACAUCGUCUGCAAGGAGUUGAAAGACACAGGCUCCUUCAUCGUCAUCUACCUCAAUGAGUUCAGGAGCGCUGUGGCUGCCUACACGUUCCAAGCCAACAGCGCCCCCCAGGGGCGAAGCUGGAUGGAGGCAAUCUGCAGCGUCCAGAACCAACUCCAGAGACUUCGCACCGAGGAAGUGAUCCGGCUGCAGAAUUCUCUGACGAGUUGCACGGAGGGGGAGGAAGAGCGGGAUGAGGAAGAGGAAGAUGAGAGCAGCAACUCCAACACAAGCUCACCUUGUCUCAGGCACAAAGAUCAGCAUAAUUUAAGUCAGUCGGAUGGUUCCACUGAGACAUUGUCAGUGAUGGAAGUCGACGAGCUGUCUGAGUCGCAAGCGCCUUCUGCUGCCAGCGUUAUCCUCGAGGGACACGCCGACACAGCCGCUGGCAUCUCCGCCCUGUCGGAAGUUGAGCAGCCCGCAGGUCUCCACAGGACCUCCUCCAGCGCUUACUGUGAGCUGAAUCAGGAGGCGGAUCCUGAAGGCGAGGAGCUGGAUCCUCAGUGUCGCUCUCUCUCUAUGGACAGCGCAUACGGUACGCUAUCCCCGGAGUCGCUGCUCAGAGAACUUCGGCCCCCGCAAAGUGAAGAAGAUGGUGCUGAGGAGGCAGAGGAGGAGGAAGAUGUGGAGGAAGAGGAGGAUUCUGCAUCACUUGGCUCGCAGUUGUCAGUGGCCCAGCCAUGCAAACCUCGACGGAGGGCUCAUGUACGGUCAAGGCUCCACUGCCUCCAGAAGCUGUCCACUCUGGUCUUAUCGCGCUCCGAGGACAACCUCCUACAGCGUCUCCACGACAAAACCCCGCCGUCGCAGAACCGCGACAACCCACCGCACAUGGACGCGUCUUCGCUGGCGCACAGCAAGAGCCUGUCGGAGCUCGGGAGCAACAGCGUCGACUGCUUCCCCAUCGACCUCCGCCGGGACGUCCUCGACGAGGGCGGGCCUGACGUCACAGGCAGGGAAGCUCAGAGGAAGUCUGAAUCGGAGGCCGGCGGUGAGGUGGGAGAAACGUCGCCCAGAGCGAGGAAAUCGCCGGCUCAGCAGCAUAAGAAACUGACGCUAGCACAGCUCUAUCGAAUACGCACCACUCUGGUCCUCAACUCUACGCUCACCGCAUCGGAGGUGUAACCACCAACCUGCACUCUCUCUCUCUCUCUCUCUCUCUCUCUCUCUCUCUCUCUCUCUCUCUCUCUCUCUGUCUCUGUUUCUGUCUCUCGACGCCCCCACCACCGACCUUCAGUCGCCCCCCCCCCC